Molecule: messenger RNA, 1140 nt
Organism: Schistosoma intercalatum
Lineage: Eukaryota; Metazoa; Platyhelminthes; Trematoda; Strigeidida; Schistosomatidae
Source: the annotation of a GenBank genome assembly
AUGUCAGAUUCAGAUUCAACUUUACCAGCCACAGAUGACUUUGGGUCAAGAUUCUUAGAAUUUGAUGAAUACUCUUUCGAGCAGACUGAUAAUACAGAAAGUGAUGCUUUUUCUGCGUUUCUACAUCAAUUUCGCCCCGUUGCCGAACAAAAGGUUUCGUUUCUCGAUGAGCGGUUGCUUGCAACAACUAGCGGACGUAAGAAAUACAUAAACCUUACUCUUGAAGAUGACCAGGAUUCUAAUACCAGUGACAAUUUGAAGGCCGGGGCUAGCUCUGGCAACAAUUCUGAAGAUGAUGAAAUGGAAUAUAAACCUCCAAAGUUGUUAACUGCACGACAGAUAAGUUUACAAUCACAGAAAACUGCUGUCCCAACUGAUAUUAAGAACAUGAAGCAGUCUACAGCUCAUUCCAGACUAAUUAGUCUAGAAUCCUUGAAUUCAACUAAACCAACUCCAACUUUAACACCGGAACAAAUUGCCGUCCGGCAAAAAAGAAUAGCUCACCGCAGAGAAUCAGCUAAGCACAAAGCGGAAAUGGAAAAGCUCCAAACAGUGGAACGUUUGCUCAAGAUUAAUGCAAAUGUUAUUGGGCGACGUGGUCGAGGUAGAGGUAGAGGUCUUCGGAAUAAUGGUUUGGCGCACUGUGAUCAGAUCUCAUCUCAAACGCGUUCACAGUUUGAUGUUUUAAAGUAUGAGGGGGGUUUAGUUGAAAAGGAGUAUCUCAAUGACACGCAUGCUUCAUCACGACCCAGCGAAGGUAAUUGCAUGAAUACCGAUUUUGUGGACAAUGCUUAUGAAAAUACGAAAUUGUCUGAUAAUAACAUGUCUGCUAGUUUGCCAAAUGUUCAAUCAUAUAAUCCCAAACCAGGAUACAUCCGCUUUGUAUCUUCAUCUCGUUUAUCAACACAAACAAUCAUCUGUUUACCUGAGACAGAUAAUAAUAGUGACAAGGAUAUUUAUUUGCACACAAAUAUUUGCAUACAAAAAGUCGAAGCUCCUGAAAUACCUAAAUCACGUCUAUGCGACAUGGGUUGCGGUUGUGCUAGGCGCUAUGAAUGUGCUAAAACAGGCCGCUCCUUAUGUAGUUUAUCCUGUUAUAAAGCUAAUUUGUCAGGAUUCCCAUUAACUAUCUCAACUUAA